CGAGAAAAAUGGUGUUGCAAGUCGGAGAGGAAUUCCAGUGAGGGACGUUCUUACAUGACGUCGGGAGAUCCCUGGCUAACGUUUGUAGUAUCGAUACAUUAUUGGCUACAUUGGAGUAUUACGGGAUUAUCGAUCUAGUUAGUCAUCAGACGUACAUCUUCCUGGGUAGCUAUAUAAAAGCAUUCAUAUCAUGUCUAAGAUUCAGCAUUUUAUUGGAAUGAGGAUCUGUAGUACCCAUUAUUAGCUAAAUCAGUUUUUGUUUACACCGGUAGCUAGAUAGCUAACGUACUGUACGCGCGAGCUGAACUCCGCUGUUCGUGGAAGAGUAGCUACCAAGAACACUUCUGGAUUACAAAAGUAAGAACGAAUUUAUCACAGCAAUCGCGUUGAGUUUAGCUGGACAUGGGGCUUCUCUUCGCCAAGUUAAUGACUGUCUUUGGAGACAAAGAACACAAAGUCAUUCUCGUGGGGCUUGAUAAUGCAGGGAAAACCACAAUCCUCUACCAAUUCCUGACCAAGGAGGCGGUCCACACCUCCCCCACCAUCGGCAGCAAUGUGGAGGAGAUCGCCGUGCGGAAGACCCGCUUCCUGGUGUGGGACAUCGGGGGACAGGAAAGCCUGAGGGCCAGCUGGAACUCCUAUUACUGCAACACUGAGAUCGUGAUUCUCGUGGUGGACAGCACCGACCGAGAGCGACUCACGCUCACCAAGGACGAGCUGCAUCGCAUGCUGGCGCACGAGGCUCCCAGCCAGUCUGGACUGGAUGAGGUCACGGGUCCUGGCCAGCUAGGGUCCCGCUCGGCCCCGCCCCCUCGCACGGCGCUCACCGGUACGCCCUCCCUGACCUCGGCGGCGUGGCCUCUCCACGCACCACAGCUCCGCCGCACCUCUGCCCUGCAGGGACCCCGCCCCCCCACGACCUCGCACUGACCUGCGGUUGCCACGGGAUACGCACGGAUCUCCUUGCCUUUGAUGUGGACUGAGCUCGCCUCAGGGGAGGGGCCUCCUUUGCUCUGUGUGCGUGUGUGUGUGUCUGCUUCUGUGUUCUGUAGGACCACAUAUACACCAGCACACUAACUCUUGUUGCAGCCCUGGACAGCCUGUACAUACACACACACACACACACACACACACAGGCAGACAUGUGGCCAUUCUUGCCCCUGGCUGCACUGGAGGGGAUGGGCCACAAUUGAAUCUUGAGCCGCUAUUGGCUGACAGCCGACCAGCAGCACAGGGGAUUGGUCAGUUCCUCCUGCCGAGCCUCUCUUUGGGAUAUUGACUGAAUCUCACGUGUUACAUGCAGACAAGAAGAAUCACAAUGGACCUAUGGACCAGAUGGGUGCCUGCCAUGUUUUUUUUCUCAGAGCUUCUGUACGUGUACAUUUACAUGGAGUAUUUAUUUGAAAGGACAAACAAAUGGAAAAUCUUCCAUUUCUUACUGUAAUUGUGUUUGCAUGCUGUAAAAAAUCUAAUGUACAGGUAUUGUAUUUUUGUACAAAAUAAAUGUCAUUACUGAUAAA
Messenger RNA from Anguilla rostrata (American eel), 1520 nucleotides. Its product is annotated as ADP-ribosylation factor-like protein 5B. The transcript is spliced from 5 exons. NCBI's taxonomy places the organism in Eukaryota, Metazoa, Chordata, Actinopteri, Anguilliformes, Anguillidae. Gene Ontology annotation, cellular component: cytoplasm; trans-Golgi network. The coding region runs from base 403 to 930 and encodes 175 amino acids. Gene Ontology annotation, biological process: intracellular protein transport; protein localization to Golgi membrane; vesicle-mediated transport. The record is from RefSeq and is a predicted model, not a curated record. Gene Ontology annotation, molecular function: GTPase activity; GTP binding.